CCCGACCCGACCAGAGCCCUGCCCUCGCCUAGCCUAGCCUAGCCUCGCCCACGUCGCCCAACUGCAAACAAUGUAACCAAGAUAAUCUUCCAAAACACUGAUGGAUACUUGCUGAUCUGUUUGGAUUAUGAGUAGAGUUAGUUUGGCAAUUGCUGAAAAUGGAAGAAGAAGGGCAAAAGUGGAACACUGAUUGCGUCUAUUUCCUCGCCUCUCCUCUCACCUGCAAGAAGGGGAUUGAUUGUGAGUAUCGACACUGUGAAAUUGCAAGACUUAACCCGAGGGACUGUUGGUACUGGUUAGCUGGUAACUGUAUUAAUCCAGCCUGUGGUUUUAGACAUCCUGUAAGCUCGUAUUCUGUUAUGAUUACCUACAUGUUGAUUAGGACAUCGGGCCUUGGUUUUUUAUCAAUUCUGUUCCAUCCGCUGGAUGGACAUCUCACUGAAUCACGAUCUGAAUCUGGUCCAUUUCCAUAUCAAUCUUCUACGCCUGCAAAUAAGACCACUGUUCCCUGUUAUUUUUACUUCAAUGGCUUCUGCAACAAAGGUGACAGGUGCUCCUUUAUGCAUGGUUCUGAAGGAAAUGCACCUGCUGGGAUAUAUUCAAGGACAACCUAUGCAAUUACUGAUGCUCUACCCAUUGGAAACAAGGCAUCUUCAGGAAUUGACACUGGCUCAGCAUCAACAGAAAGAUGUCCUAAUCUAGUAGAAACUGCCACAAUGCCAGCAAUGGUUAUGAGCAUCCAGGCCAAGGAUGAUCUUCUGCAAUCAGCACCUAGAAGCAUUCCAAUGCAAAGUACCUCCCCACAGAUAUCUCUGUCUGAGGGUGAAGAAGCUGCUGCUGUUAAGUCAGACCUCAGAGCUCCAGUAGAAGGCUUUAUGGAAACUAGAUCUCAUGUAUGCACAGAUUGGAAUUCUGAGGAACAAGUGGAUGGCCAUAUUGAGCUGGAAGAGCCAUGGGAAUCAUCCCCAGGUUUUGAUGUUCUUGUGGAUAGUUACAAAAGAUCAGAGAAGUUGAGUUAUGAGGAUGAUCCAGAGCACUUAGUGAACAUGAAUAGAGAGCACAGGGCACUUAACAGCCAUUUUUUGGGUUGUGAUUUGGAAGAUCAAGUUGAGUAUACAUAUCCUGAUGCAGAACUUCUAUAUGAUCGGCAGAUGUACAGUGAUUAUGAUUCUUUGGACAACGGACACAUUCUUGGUAAUGUCAGGAAACCUUCAAUCUGUGCAAGAGAAAGGAUGUUGGAUUCAUUAUUUUCUCGAAAAAGGAAAUUCUUGCAACAAAAAGUAGCAGUAAAUGACUGGAGUGUGGAUCUUCGUGAUUACCUGAGGAGACGCAGAGUAAUUGAUGAUCAUCAGAUUAUUAGUUCAUCAAGGAAGCAUGAUUCGUGUAGAUUGGUUGUUCAAAGGCAGGAAAGGGCUCGAAAGCAUGUUAUUGGUCAGCAGCUGCACAAAAGAUUGACAGCAGUAGUUGGAAAGAACUAUGUAGAGUCAUACGGAGACUAUGGAACUCUUUCAAAUGGUGCCAAUCAGCAUGUGUGGCUUAGGCAUUCAAAAUCUAGGAGGUUUAGGCAGAAUUCUAAGGAAAAAAGGCUGGCAAAACAGCAGUCUCGUUCAUCUGAAGUCUCUGGGAAACCUUUUUCAAGGGAGAGGAGAUCUACCGAGACUUCCACAGCAUUUACUGGACCCAAGACUCUUGCUGAGAUUAAAGAAGAGAAGAAAAAGACUGAAGACCAGGGUGAUAUCUCUGGGAAAACAGGGAAUUCAAGCAUAACAUUGGCCGACUUUGAGGGACCAAAACCUCUGAGUGAAAUCCUCAAGGGUAAAAAAAAAGAGGCUGUGAGCCUGUGACUUUGAGGAUCAACAAUACUAGCAGCUGCUGAAAGAAAUUACUCUCAUUUUCUAAAACGUGAUAAGUUGUGCAGAAGAUGAAUACAGUGAAAUGUUAUUUGUUGUUAUAAGCAUUCUGGCUUAUGUCAUGACACUUUAAUAUCCUGGGAUCCAGUUAGUUACAUUAUUUGAUGAAGGUAUUGAUUUUGUUUCUAGACGAAGAGACUGAUAAGUGAAAGCCUUGAAGAGAAGUAGAGAAGGCAAUGAAAUUUUGUUUAGAGUUCUGUAACAUCUGUAGUCCCCAGAUAUUUUCUUCCUGAAGGCUAUAACCACAUAUUUCCAUUAGAAAAUUCGGCAUCACUGCUAGUAUUGAGCUUGUCUUGAUUUCAUGUACAGAGUUGCACAUUCUCAUUAGUACAUUUGUAAUGAGAUGUUCAGUUUUUUUGGCAUAUAACAAUUAUUUUCUCAUUAGAGAUUAGCUUGCUCUUCAAAA
Molecule: messenger RNA, 2316 nt
Organism: Mangifera indica (mango)
Lineage: Eukaryota; Viridiplantae; Streptophyta; Magnoliopsida; Sapindales; Anacardiaceae
Product: zinc finger CCCH domain-containing protein 34-like
Exons: 3
Coding region: 159-1844 (561 amino acids)
Molecular function (GO): metal ion binding
Source: RefSeq, a predicted model, not a curated record